AAAAGAGCAGCGAAAGCAUGCAAACGUAUAGUACGCUUUGUUAGUUCGUGAGUGUUUUUUUUUUGGAAUAUAAUUUUUCUGUUGCUUUUAAUUAACAAAAACUAAACAAAUAUAAACUAGAGAAAAAAAAAAAAACAAAACUUACAAAAGAAAAUGUAUCUACACGAUAUGAUGGUAUUCAGCUAAAAUUGCAUAGAGCCGCUAAGAAGAAGAAAAGUGCAUUUAUAAAAUACAAAAGUAAUUUUUUAUUUAAUAUCGAUUGGCCACGGCAAACAAGAUAAAAAAGUGAAUUGAAACGAACGAAAUUGUGUGAUUAGUGAAGUGAAAAAGAGUAAAGAUUUGAAGUGAAAAAAUUACAUAUUUUCAAAAGCAAUUAAAUGAGUGAAAUUUAGCUGGAGGGAGGGAGUUAAAAGAGUAUGUCGGUGAAAUAAAGCAGAAUUUCCAAUAAAUAUUAAUUGUAACGAAAAAAGGGGUUAAAUUACAAAACGGGCGUGAAUUUUUGUUUUUUAAAUAAAAUUUUAGAGACUUAUCUCGAGUCUCUUAUGUUUCUAAACAACCUCGACUUUAAAAUGCGCGAUUAAAACGACCUUUAAGAGAAACCUUUUUUGCAAUAAAAUUGAAAUUGAUAUUAGAACGACAACAACAACAGAAUUAAAAAAAAAUUUUAAUAAAAAUGUAAUGAAAUACUUUUGAUAUUUUGAAAAUAAAGUAGAACCAAGAGAAAAGGUAUAAAAAAAACAAAAACAAACUGGAAGUUGAUACAUAAAACUUCCAUUGCAGCAACAUUUUGCCGACCAAACGACUGAACAACAACAACAAAAACGGCAAAAACAAUAACAACAACACACCAGUGAAUACCUAUCUCGUAAAUAUAAAGUGAUUACGGUAUUUCAACAAGUAUCUGUCAAAAACAAAGUAUGUAGUGGUAAAAAUACCAAAAACAUAUACAAAAACAAAAUCAAAACAAAAACAAACAAAAUAACAACAAAAAGGCUUAACCCAAAAAAUAACAACAACAACACAAAAAUCCUCACGGUAUUUGCCACAAAAAUUCAAGUGUUUGUCCAAAAAAAAAAAAAGAUACAGAUACAACAAAAACAGCCAACUAAACAGCAGCAGCUGCAGCAUAAUUUUUGUAUCUUUUUUUUUCACAAAUUCAUCAUCGUCAGCACCUUUGAGAGACGAACCUCUAACUUCAUCGUCCUUGAGUGCGGCACAUAGUUUGCGCACACACACAUCUAUAACUUCAAAUACAUAUUUCCCUCUAAACAACGUCAACCGACAUUCAUCAAACUCCUCUACCAAAUCAACACAACUUACUUUUACACACUCUUCUUCUGCUUAACCUGUUUUACUUCAUAUUUUAUAUCUUUAAUCCACAUCCGUUUAAACAUCCAUCCAUCCAUCCAACGGUGGUACAUUGCAUUGCAAACCUUUUCAGCAGUUGUUUAUUAUUUGUUUGCUGCCUUUGCUGCACUGCAUUUUGUACCCUUCAUCAUGGCGAAAAUGAAUAAUUUUUCAACAACCACUGAAACGCUGCCCAAGAGUGGCCAUGUUACUGAAGUUUGCAAAGAAUGGCUAGUGAGAGAAGAUGGUGCAUUGGCAUAUAAGUUACAGUCGCAAGAAAUUAAUGAUUUCUAUAAAGGCAAUCGCACUCGUAAUGCAGUAGUACGUGAAGAUUUUCCCACAGCUUUACAAGAGCAAAUCAAAGAAAAAGAAACAGCAGAUAAGCAAGUAGAGCAAUAUAGAAGAAAACUAAGAGAGCAGGAAGAGCAUGAUAAAAGAGUGGCCAAAGAAAUAGCUGAUAAGUUAGAGAGAGAUAUACAAGAGCAAAAGCUAAGAGAAUUAAAAGAUAGCGAAAAAAUAGCACAACAAAUGCAGGAAAUCUAUGUUAAUCUACCACCUGUACCACCGCCCUCCGCCAGGGAUAAAUCCAACAAGGUACCACCACCUAGACCAGCCAAAAGUUCUACUUUACAACAACAGCAUCACCAUCAACAGCAACAACCUAUAUCACCUAAUGGUUAUCGUAAUCCUAAUAGUCCACCAUUUCCUAUUGUUUUGCAACAACAUCAUUUUUCCAAUAACGAUGGUUAUGUAGGUUUAGCUUUACAGGCAACGCCAGCUCAACAACGUAAUCACCAUCAACAGACGAAUAGUGCUCAACAUCACCAACAACAAAGAUCUCCCACAAAUAAUAGCAAUCAUAUAGUGGUAGGUGGUGGUGAUAAUAAUUUAUCACCAACACAGCUACAACAACAUCAUCAUUCAUCAUCCUCAUAUCGUCCUGGCUUAUUUGAAUCAUCUUCAUCAGCUUCAAUUGCUUCAUCAUCAUCGACAGGCUCGGCUAGCAGACGCCACAAUAAUGUAUUUGAUUCUCAGCUAACCAUGAAUACAAGUUUUAAUUUACCACCCCCUCUAACACCCAAUUCACCACUUACACCCCUCACGCCCAAAACACCAACACAUGCAUUUAUGCACACACCACCACCAUUGCCACCAAAUCACCCGGCCACCUUAACACCACCCACACCCCAUGCACAGUCAUCCACAAGCCAUCCAGACAUUGAGGAAAUCAUAGAAUAUUCCGAUGUGGCCGAUAGUAUAAGACGUUAUGAUAUCACCAAAUCCCUAGAUACACCAGAUUCAUUACCACAGCACAUUACAUCAACAUCUUCCUCACCAGCACAUCACCAUCAACAACAACAGAGUGCUAGAAUCAAUCGUCUUAUGUCACCAUCUAAUGAAAAUCUUUUAAAAAAUGAUCACAAAUUUCAGAAACUUUCACCGGAGAAGUACGAUCAAAUGGUGGGCAAUAUGAAUGGUUUGUUAAAUGGAACCGGUGCUGCUGGUGGUAGUAGUGUUGCUGCAGCUUCUGUUGUUGCCAAAGAACGUCAGAUUCAGGAACAUGCUGACGACAUAGAGUUAUAUGUUGAUCCCUGUGAUUAUGCCAGUUUGAAGGAAAUCGGUCUACCCAUGCAGGAGAUCAAAGAGAUGAGUGCCAAAUUGAAACAGGAACAGAAAGAUGCGUUAUUGGCCCGUCGUUCAGAACUGGAAGUCCAUGACGGCAUGUCCUUGGAGGAAAGAGAUCGUAUGUUGGCCAUCGAGGCCCAAGAUAAAGAAUUAGCCAAAAUGCUGCAAGAAAGAGAAAAAGCCAAAGCAAAACGUGCCAAAGAGAAGGCACGUCAACGUAAGAGCCAACAGAAGGAGCCACAAACUCUAACCAAUGGUGUACAACCACACAAUGGCCCCCUACAGCCAGUGCCACAGCAAGAUUAUAUGACUUCGUCAUCAACUUCCUCAUCCCGACAUAGUCACACUCUGUCCAAUGACGGUGGCAGUCUACAAUAUCAAAGAGAUCCACCACAAGAAGAUCCCUUAGAUUUAGAAGCCUAUUCCAGUCCAAUAGAUGUCCUAAAACACACGCAACGCACACAAAAUGGUUGCCUAACAAAUGGCAGUUUAACACGAGACAUUGCCAGUCAACAGGCUCGUCAUGCUAGUCUCAAUCGAGAAGAUGAUAUCUAUACACUGCCAGUGGAUAGUUGCCGUCCGGGACCGAGUACCAGUGCUAGACCGGCCUCUAUGAGUGUGGGAGCAGAGACACAAAUACAAACGGGUUAUUCACAGAACUCCAUGACUAGAUCUGAAAACUAUUCCAUACACUCUCAUGACUCUUUGAAUUCACGCCUUAGUGCCGGUUCGAAAACACAAAAUUUUGAUCAAAACUCCAGUCCCACUCCACCUUACAUGCCAAUUCAAGGUACAAGACGAUCAAAUUCUAGCGAAGAUCGUAAAAAGAAAACCAAGGACAAUAAAUGUACUCAUCAAUAAAACUCUACAAGAUAUUUAAAAAUCAAAAAGAAAACUCUCCAAACAUUUAUACCAUAUGCAAACAUACAAUAUUUAUUAUUAUUAUUAUUAUAUAAAACAAUUAAAUUGUUAUUAUUCUCGAAAAUAAGAAUGAUAGAAAGAUUGAAAUGUCUAGUAUUUAUGUAUUUAAUCCCUUAAUCUUAAAAGUACUUAUUCGUCUUACAUACAUAAAAUAAUCAAAUGUCAGUGUUUUUGAAAACUCCAUUAUCUUAAAUGUAACCAAAUAUUUAGACAACAAAUCCACUCUUUUGGACUUUUUAUAACAUAUCAUUAUUUUAGUCUUGAACUUGAAAAUAUUUGAUUUUUUUAUAGAAUUUCUAUACAAAUUACCUAAGAAUAAAUGAACUGACUUAUAACGCUGUUUACACUUUGAGAACCUAAUGUUAUAUCAAAGAAAAGCUUUAGUUAUGUAGCUUUUUUCAAAGUGUCAUUAACGAUAUAUAAUCUUUUUGCUCUCUCUCCGACAACUGUCUCUCUCUGUAGUUAAAUACUUUUUAUAUAAAUAUUUUUUUUGUAUUAAUUUUAUGACAAAAGUUUUAUGUAUUUUGUAGUUAAUUUUUAUGAAAUUUAUUAAAGAAAUUUAUAGUCUUAAUCAAAUCAAAAUUUUCGAAACUAUUCGUAAUCAAAAAGUAUAAAAUAGUAAAAGUAAAAAAAAAAAAAAACACUUUAAGUAUUCAAUAUUUAAGGGUAUUUUCUAUGAUCUAUUAUAAAAUAUUUUUUUUCCUAAUAUUUAAGCUUUACAAA
Lucilia sericata (common green bottle fly) is the source of this 4617-nucleotide messenger RNA. Its product is annotated as BUD13 homolog. Lineage: Eukaryota; Metazoa; Arthropoda; Insecta; Diptera; Calliphoridae. The record is from RefSeq and is a predicted model, not a curated record.